This is a messenger RNA of Ostertagia ostertagi, 408 nucleotides long. Lineage: Eukaryota; Metazoa; Nematoda; Chromadorea; Rhabditida; Trichostrongylidae. The record is from the annotation of a GenBank genome assembly.
AUGGUGAUGGCAUCUUUGGAGAAUGCGAUGGCAUCGACGGGAGGAUUCUGUGUCGGCCGAUCCUACGUUGUAGGGCAUCAGCGACUUUCAGGUCUUGGGUACUGUUUUUCGGCGUCGUUGCCACCGUUGUUAGCGACAGCUGCCAGUGAGGGACUGCGAAUCAUCGACGAAGAACCUGAACGAGUGGCAAGGGUUCAGCGGCUCGCUGUAGCUGUACAUCGCGGUCUGGAAGCGGCAUUCAAGCUAUUCGACAAUGCAUCGAUAAUGAUCACACGUGCUCGGUAUUUGGAGCGUGACGAAAUGUAUCCAAUUACACCUAGCGCACGUGUGAUGGUCCAAUCGGAAAUGACGGAAAGUGAAAUUGAAAGUGCGCUGAUAUCGAUUGCCAAUGUAGCAGCCGAUUUGUAG